Messenger RNA from Haliotis rufescens (red abalone), 2155 nucleotides. RefSeq lists its product as uncharacterized. The coding region runs from base 114 to 1634 and encodes 506 amino acids. The transcript has 16 exons. The record is from RefSeq and is a predicted model, not a curated record. Lineage: Eukaryota; Metazoa; Mollusca; Gastropoda; Lepetellida; Haliotidae.
ACAACAUUUCGGUGCUAUGGAGACGGGCGUUACAAAUAGGGGGACGCCCUGAUCUUAUUCGCAGUGUAUCCCCGUCCAGACGCAGAAACUGUUCUCAGGCAAACAUUACAGUCAUGUUUAAAUUUGGCGUGAUCGUGCUUCUUCUGGGUUACAGCCCUAAAGCGUUUGCAACCGACUGCACUGCAUGUAAAGAUACGUAUGUGGCUGCAAGAGAUACUUCCGGCGCCACAGAUACACAGAAAUGCGCUGCACUCGCGACAUAUCUGACCUGCCUUGAGACAUCUGCGAAGACUGACACCGGGUGUCCGCUACCAACUGCUGAUGCCGCUGCCAUUGAGACUGGUUAUGGCGACUUUAGUUGUAGUGGGGAGGCAGUAUUUACAGCAACCUGCAAUUGUCAGAAAGAAUUCUGGAAGACGGACCAAAGUGCAAAUGCUGCAGCUAUUUGCAGCGCCGCGAAGGCUUACAUCACGUGCUUGAAGGGGAAGACAGAUGUGGCCUGUGAUGGUUCCACCACUGUAGCAGCUCUGGCUACUGGCGUAGAGACUAGGAUAACAAAUCUGGGAAGCACAGACUGUACUGUCACCACCGCCUGCCAGUGUGAAAUUAAUGCCGCUAAAGCAGACAUCUCUGAUGCCACUAAGUGCACUACCUACAAGGCUCAGUUCGAAUGUCUCUACUCACUGACCACUGCACCCUGUGCAAGCGGUACUACCAUAGACGCUCUAAGGUCUGCUGCAGCUCUCUCUGUAACAUCUACAGCAUCUUGCACUGUCACCACCGCCUGCCAGUGUGAGCUUGACGCCGCUAAAGCAGACACCUCUGAUAAUGCCAAGAAGUGCACUGCCUACAAGGCUCAGUUCGCAUGCCUCUACUCACUGACCACUGCACCCUGUGCAAGCGGUACUACCAUAGACGCUCUGAGGUCUGCUGCAGCUACGUCGGUAACAUCUACAACAUCUUGCUCUGUCACCACCGCCUGCCAGUGUGAGAUUGACGCAGCUAAAGCAGACAUCUCCACUGAUGCCAAGAAGUGCACUGCCUACAAGGCCCAGUAUGCAUGCCUCUAUCCACUGGCUACGGAUCCCUGUGCUGGCGGUACCACUAUAGAUGCCCUGAAGACGGCUGUCGCUAACUCUGUAACAACUACAACAUCUUGCAAUUUUGACACAUGUGUCUGCCAGAGAACUUUCGAUGCUGCAACAAAAGAGACUGAUGAACAAAAAUGCACCGCUUACAAAGCUGAGUUGAGCUGCCUGAGUACUGCUCAAUCAACCGGCUGUGACGGCACUACGAACAAGAGCGCCAUUGCAACGGCUUCUGAAUCAGCAAGAGCCCUACUGCCAACAGGCGAUUGUCCAGCCCUAACUUCCACGUGCCAGUGUGAGGUCAACGCUGCAAAGGGAGACGCUUCCACUAGCGCGACAUAUUGCACUGUCCUGACUACACUGAAAACCUGCCUCUCUGCUAUCACCACCACUACCGAGGCAGGGUGUACUUCAACAACCCAGGCAGAUCUUCUGACUGACACCAACGACAAGAUAACCGCAGCCACAUGUGGGAGUGCUGCGGAUCAUGUGACCUUUGCGACGACGUCACUGAUCGUUUCAGUUCUUGUAAACAUGUUCCUGUAACCGCCCUCAAUGCUGGCACUUUGAAACUCCUGUUUAUUCUGAGCUUUUCUGCAUGUAGAUGUGACAUUGUGGAAUGACGGCAAUGUGUGUCAUAUUGGAAUUUUCUAUUUGUCGUCACCAACUUUUGAUUUGUAUUACCAACAUUAGUUUUUCUAUCUUCGGGUGAAAUUGUCAAUGAAAACGGGUUGACUUAUUUGAUUAUCGACAUGAAGCUAUUUUCAAUGAGGCUUUCCGAAAAAAUACGAAAUGCUUGUAUGACCGCAAUGUAUGACGUGGGCCAUACAUAAUUCAUGUAACCACUGACGAACACUUUGUGGUCAUACUUAUUAUUACUCUGAUAUGUCCGAAAGAGCAUCUUUGGUUCCGGUUUUGAUAACUCUACGGCUUAUAUGCUGUUGUUCCAAACGUAAAAAACAUGUGGGAUACUCACAUGACUCAACCCACGUGUUCCGUACCCUAAUGACGUGUUGAGUUAAUCCUUGUUGAUUGUUCCGCUGAAAUAAACGGUACUGUUCACGAAA